Fonsecaea erecta is the source of this 804-nucleotide messenger RNA. RefSeq lists its product as hypothetical. The coding region runs from base 1 to 804 and encodes 267 amino acids. Gene Ontology annotation, molecular function: aldehyde-lyase activity. The transcript is spliced from 4 exons. NCBI's taxonomy places the organism in Eukaryota, Fungi, Ascomycota, Eurotiomycetes, Chaetothyriales, Herpotrichiellaceae. Gene Ontology annotation, cellular component: cytoplasm. The record is from RefSeq and is a predicted model, not a curated record.
AUGAUAACGUGGGGCUCAUACAUGUUAUAUGUUCAACAGGUGUUCGGGAUCAAACUCACGCCGUCGGCGGCGGUGGUGCAGAUCGCCGCCGCGGCCGGCUUCGAUGCGCUCUUCAUCGACCUCGAGCAUUCGGCCCUGUCCAUCAACGACGCCAGCCAACUGUGCACGACGGGUCUGUUGGCGGGGACAACCCCCUUCGUCAGGGUGCCGUAUCAGUGCGGUGACGGGUUCGUCCAGCGAGUCCUGGAUGGAGGAGCCAUGGGGGUCGUUUUCCCGCACGUGAGCACGAGAGGUGAGGCCGAAGCUGCCGUCGCCAUCUCAAAGUAUCCGCCCGCCGGGAAACGCUCGAUGACUGGGCAGCUCCCUCAGUUCGCGUACGCUGCCCAGCCGCACUCGGUCGUAAUCCCGGAAUCCAACAACGUGGGCUCGACCGUCAUCGUCAUGAUCGAAACCCAAGAGGCCCUGCAGAACCUCGACGCCAUCGCCUCCGUGACGGGCGUGGACGUGCUCCUGGUCGGCUCGAACGACCUGACCGUGGAUCUCGGCAUCGCCGCGCAGUUUGACAAUCCCGUGUACACGGAGGCGAUGAAGAAGGUGAGUCAAGCGUGCAGGAAGCACGGCAAGAUCAUGGGACUGGGCGGCGUGUACGACAAUCCCACCUUCCACGGCUGGGCGGUCCACGAGUUGGGCGUGGGAUUCAUCCUCGGUGGGCAAGACUCGAGUUUCAUCGCGAAGGGGGCAAAGGCUUGUCUUGAUGCACAGUUCCUUCUCCAACACGAUGUCUCCCCAGUGAGUGCCGUCUGA